Molecule: messenger RNA, 504 nt
Organism: Dibothriocephalus latus
Lineage: Eukaryota; Metazoa; Platyhelminthes; Cestoda; Diphyllobothriidea; Diphyllobothriidae
Source: the annotation of a GenBank genome assembly
AUGUCUACGAACGAUCGGACUGUGAUAAAGAGACUUGGAGGCGAUGACGCCUCUGAAAUAAUUGAAACAGACAGCCUUUGUUUCAACUGUCAUGGAACGGGCGUCACGCGUCUUCUGCUUACCCGAAUUCCCAACUUCCGGGAGGUUAUUAUUGCCUCCUUUUCCUGUCCUCACUGUGGCUUUGAAAACCGGACCAUUGAUCCCGCAGGCACCGUGCAAGACAGGGGCAAACUGUUUGUGCUCGAUGUACGCUCCCGUCGGGACCUUAAUCGGCGCAUUGUCCAGCCCAGUCAUUCCGAAAUUCGCAUUCCCUCACUUGAAUCCUCCUUCCCUACCAGUGAAGGCUGUGUGACAACUAUCGAAGGCGCCAUGACAAGCAUCAUCAGCAACUUAAACGCAUUGCAACCAGAACGUAAGAAGGCGGAUCCGAAACAGGCAGAACUCAUUGACAAGUUCAUUGAAAAAAUGAAGAAACUGCUGACACUGGAAGAACACUUUGUUUUG